AUGGCGGACGAGGCAAAGGCGCCCAGUGCCGACGCGAUGUCAUCCGUGGCGAAGGCGGCGCCGGUGACGGCCGACCGGCCGGUCCGGGCAGACCUGGAGACGCUCGUUCCGAAGCCCUACCUGGCCCGAGCUCUGGUUGCGCCCGACGUGUACCAUCCCGAAGGAAGCAAGGAGGGGCACGAGCACCGGCAGAAGAGCGUGCUGCAGCAGCAUGUGGCCUUCUUCGACCUCGACGGCGACGGCAUCGUCUAUCCCUGGGAGACUUACGGAGGACUAAGGGCGCUGGGCUUCAACGUGGUCGCGUCCUUCAUCAUGGCAGUCGUCAUAAACGUUGGCCUAAGCUAUCCGACUCUGCCUAGCUGGAUGCCAUCUCCCCUGUUCCCAGUCUACAUCAGCAACAUGCACAGGGCUAAGCAUGGGAGCGACACCUCAACGUACGACACUGAAGGAAGGUUCAUGCCGGUGAAUUUCGACAACAUAUUCAGCAAGAACGCUCGCACGGUGCCGGACAAGCUCACCUUGGGUGAGAUCUGGAGGAUGACCGAAGGCCAGCGGCUGGCCUUCGACUUACCUGGACGGAUGGCGAGUAAGCUGGAGUGGAUAGUGAAGUACGUGCUUGCCAGAGACAAGGACGGGCUCCUUUCAAGGGAGGCAGUUCGUGGCUGCUUCAAUGGAAGCCUGUUCGAGUCCAUUGCCCGGCAAAGGAAAGAAGCACACCAGAAGAAGUAA
Molecule: messenger RNA, 729 nt
Organism: Triticum dicoccoides
Lineage: Eukaryota; Viridiplantae; Streptophyta; Magnoliopsida; Poales; Poaceae
Product: peroxygenase-like
Exons: 7
Coding region: 1-729 (242 amino acids)
Molecular function (GO): calcium ion binding; monooxygenase activity
Source: RefSeq, a predicted model, not a curated record